CAGUCACAGCAGCAAGCAGCCAGCAGACAUGACUUCAGGCUCUCAGCAAACAAGAAACAGAAGGCAGCUCUGAGCGCACAGCUGAGAGAGAGGACAUGGGACAUAGGGAAAGCCUAGCUGAGGUGCUGAGUGAUUUUCUGAAUGGUCUUUCUGCUCUUUCUAUCUUGCCUGAUUUUCUCCUGCCUGACCUGGUUAAAAGUCUGGGGGAAAAUGACAGAACCCAAGCCCGUGACCAACAGUGGGUUAGAUGUGAGCUUCGGCAUGGACCAGGAGACCUCUGGAGCCUCAGACAGUUCCGAAGAGCCAUUGCAAAUGAAUGGCGGCCACGACAGCUCUCUUCUGGACACUCCUAACCAGGCAGAGCCAGCCUCCCACAAAGACCUCAGAAAUGCCUGCCCACAGAGAAACUCCCUGCCGUCCUCACACCAGAAGCCCCCAAGAAACCCUGUGACUUCCAGUGACACAUGGCCUUCCCAGGAAUGUCAAACCAAUGGGACAGGCGCCCCCGGCCCAGAGACCCCGGGUACCAGCUACCUGUCCUCCACAGCCAGGCCCCAGGGCCAGCAAGCCUCAUCCCCCUCUAGAGCCAACAAGAGGCAGGCACACAUAAGGAGACAGAUGAUGACCAACUUCAUUGUGGGCUCCUUUGAUGACAACUCCUCUGAUGAAGACCAUGGUGCUGGCUUGUUUCGAGAGUCUUCCCGGAGAGGCAGCCGGGCCAGUGUGGGCCACCUGUCCCCAGAGGCAGCUGUGAUUUCAGGGGAACCUGACAUCCACACCCCAACUAUGAGACCAAGCAUGUCUGGGCUCCACCUGGUGAAGAGGGGCCGAGAGCACAAGAAGCUGGACCUGCACAGAGACUUCACCGUGGCUUCCCCAGCUGAGUUUGUCACACGCUUUGGUGGGGAUCGGGUCAUCGAAAAGGUGCUCAUUGCCAACAAUGGGAUUGCCGCUGUGAAGUGUAUGCGCUCCAUCCGCAGGUGGGCCUACGAGAUGUUCCGCAACGAGCGCGCCAUCCGGUUUGUAGUCAUGGUGACCCCUGAGGACCUCAAGGCCAAUGCAGAGUACAUCAAGAUGGCAGAUCAGUACGUCCCCGUCCCUGGAGGGCCCAACAACAACAACUACGCCAAUGUGGAGCUGAUCGUGGACAUCGCCAAGAGAAUCCCCGUGCAGGCAGUAUGGGCUGGUUGGGGCCACGCUUCCGAGAACCCCAAGCUUCCAGAGCUGCUGUGCAAGCACGGAAUUGCUUUCUUAGGACCGCCCAGCGAGGCCAUGUGGGCCUUGGGAGACAAGAUCGCCUCCACCAUUGUGGCUCAGACGCUGGACAUUCCAACCCUACCCUGGAGCGGAAGUGAGACUGAGCGGCCCUGCUGCCCACAGGUGCAGAGUGAGGUCCCAGGCUCGCCCGUCUUCCUCAUGAAGCUGGCCCAGCAUGCCCGGCACCUGGAGGUCCAGGUCCUGGCUGACCAGUACGGCAAUGCCGUGUCACUGUUCGGGCGGGACUGCUCCAUCCAGCGGCGGCACCAGAAGAUCAUCGAGGAGGCCCCGGCCACCAUCGCGACACCAGCUGUGUUUGAGUUCAUGGAGCAGUGCGCUGUCCGCCUGGCCAAGACCGUGGGCUAUGUGAGUGCAGGGACAGUCGAAUACCUCUACAGCCAGGACGGCAGCUUCCACUUCCUGGAGCUGAAUCCCCGCCUGCAGGUGGAGCAUCCUUGUACAGAAAUGAUUGCGGACGUCAACCUGCCAGCUGCCCAGCUCCAGAUUGCCAUGGGUGUGCCGCUGCACAGGUUGAAGGACAUCCGGCUUCUGUAUGGCGAGUCUCCAUGGGGGGUGACACCCAUUGUUUUUGAAGCCCCUUCAAGCCCUCCCCUCGCCCGUGGCCACGUCAUUGCCGCCAGAAUCACCAGUGAAAAUCCAGAUGAGGGGUUUAAGCCAAGCUCCGGGACAGUCCAGGAACUGAAUUUCCGUAGCAGCAAGAACGUAUGGGGUUACUUCAGCGUCGCCGCCACAGGAGGCUUACAUGAGUUUGCUGAUUCCCAGUUUGGGCACUGCUUCUCGUGGGGCGAGAACCGGGAGGAGGCCAUUUCGAACAUGGUGGUGGCUUUGAAGGAACUGUCCAUCCGGGGUGACUUCCGGACCACUGUGGAAUAUCUCAUUAACCUCCUCGAGACCGAGAGCUUCCAGAACAAUGACAUUGACACCGGCUGGCUGGACUACCUCAUCGCCCAGAAAGUGCAGGCGGAGAAGCCGGACAUCAUGCUCGGGGUGGUGUGCGGGGCCUUGAACGUGGCAGAUGUGAUGUUCAGAACGUGCAUGACGGAUUUCUUGCACUCUCUGGAAAGGGGCCAGGUCCUCCCAGCGGAUUCUCUGCUGAACACCGUGGAUGUGGAGUUGAUUUACGGAGGUGUCAAGUACAUCCUCAAGGUGGCCCGGCAGUCUCUGACCAUGUUCAUCCUCAUCAUGAAUGGCAGCUACAUUGAGAUUGAUGCCCACCAGCUGAACGAUGGGGGGUUGCUGCUGUCGUACAAUGGCAGCAGCUAUACCACGUACAUGAAGGAAGAGGUGGACAGUUACCGAAUCACCAUUGGCAACAAGACGUGCGUGUUUGAGAAGGAGAACGAUCCUACGGUCCUGAGGUCCUCAUCGGCUGGGAAGCUGAUCCAAUACACAGUGGAGGAUGGGGGCCACGUUGAAGCAGGGAGCAGCUACGCUGAGAUAGAGGUGAUGAAGAUGAUCAUGGCGCUGAGUGUGCAGGAGAGCGGCGUGGUGAAGUAUGUCAAGCGUCCGGGAGCUGUGCUGGAAGCCGGCUGCGUGGUGGCCAGGCUGGAGCUUGAUGACCCUUCAAAAGUGCACCCGGCCGAGCCCUUCAUGGGGGUGCUCCCUGCCCAGCAGACCCUUCCCAUCCUCGGAGAAAAGCUACACCAAGUCUUCCACAGUGUGCUGGACAACCUGACCAAUGUCAUGAGUGGCUACUGCCUGCCGGAGCCUUUCUUUAGCAGAAAGCUGAAAGAGUGGGUGCAGAAGCUCAUGACGACUCUCCGACACCCAUCGCUGCCACUGCUGGAGCUGCAGGAGAUCAUGACCAGCGUGGCAGGCCGCAUCCCUGUCCCUGUGGAGAAGGCGGUCCGCAGAGUGAUGGCCCAGUAUGCCAGCAACAUCACCUCGGUCCUCUGCCAGUUCCCCAGCCAGCAGAUCGCCACCAUCCUGGACUGCCAUGCAGCCACUCUGCAGCGCAAGGCCGACCGCGAGGUCUUCUUCAUGAAUACCCAGAGCAUUGUACAGUUGGUCCAGAGGUACCGCAGCGGGACCCGAGGCUAUUUGAAAGCCGUGGUGUUGGAUCUCCUGCGAAGAUAUUUGCAGGUGGAGCACCAUUUCCAACAAGCGCACUUUGACAAGUGUGUGAUCAACCUCAGGGAGCAGUUCAAGCCCGACAUGUCGCACGUGCUGGACUGCAUCUUCUCGCAUGCGCAGGUGGCCAAGAAGAACCAGCUGGUGAUCAUGCUGAUUGAUGAGCUCUGUGGCCCGGAUCCUUCCCUGUCAGAGGAGCUGACCUCCAUCCUCAAUGAGCUCACCCAGCUGAGCAAGAGUGAACACUGCAAAGUGGCCCUCAGAGCCAGACAGGUCCUGAUCGCCUCCCACCUCCCCUCCUAUGAGCUGAGGCACAACCAGGUGGAGUCCAUCUUCCUGUCUGCCAUCGACAUGUACGGCCACCAGUUCUGCCCGGAAAACCUCAAGAAAUUAAUACUUUCAGAAACCACCAUAUUUGACGUGCUGCCCACUUUCUUCUACCAUGCUAACAAGGUCGUCUGCAUGGCAUCCCUGGAGGUUUACGUGCGGAGGGGCUACAUCGCCUAUGAGCUGAACAGCCUGCAGCACCGGGAGCUCCCAGAUGGCACCUGCGUGGUUGAGUUCCAGUUCAUGCUGCCCUCUUCCCAUCCAAACCGGAUGACAGUGCCCGUCAGUGUCACCAACCCUGACCUGCUGAGGCACAGCACGGAGCUCUUCAUGGACAGCGGCUUCUCCCCACUGUGCCAGCGGAUGGGGGCCAUGGUCGCCUUCAGGAGAUUUGAAGACUUCACCAGGAACUUUGAUGAAGUCAUCUCCUGCUUUGCCAAUGUGCCCAAGGACAUGCCAGUCUUCAGCAAGGCCUGCACCACCCUGUACUCUGACGAGGACAAGCACCUCCGAGAGGAGCCCAUCCACAUCCUGAACGUAGCUAUCCAGUGUGCAGACCACCUGGAGGACGAGGCACUGGUGCCAAUUUUCCGGACAUUUGUACAAUCCAAGAAAAAUAUUCUUGUGGAUUAUGGACUCCGAAGAAUCACAUUCCUGAUUGCGCAAGAGAAAGAAUUUCCCAAGUUUUUCACAUUCAGAGCAAGAGAUGAGUUUGCAGAAGAUCGCAUUUACCGUCACUUGGAGCCUGCCCUGGCCUUCCAGCUGGAGCUCAGCCGGAUGCGCAACUUUGACCUGACUGCUGUGCCCUGUGCCAACCACAAGAUGCACCUUUACCUGGGUGCCACCAAGGUGCACGAAGGGGUGGAAGUGACAGACCACAGGUUCUUCAUCCGUGCCAUCAUCAGGCACUCAGACCUGAUUACAAAGGAAGCUUCCUUUGAGUACCUUCAGAAUGAGGGUGAGCGGCUACUCCUGGAGGCCAUGGAUGAGCUGGAGGUGGCGUUCAACAACACGAACGUGCGCACAGACUGCAACCAUAUCUUCCUCAACUUUGUGCCCACUGUCAUCAUGGACCCCUCCAAGAUUGAGGAGUCUGUGCGCUCCAUGGUUAUGCGCUAUGGCAGCCGGUUGUGGAAACUCCGUGUGCUCCAGGCCGAGGUCAAGAUCAACAUACGGCCAACCACCACUGGCAGUGCCGUACCCAUCCGCCUGUUUAUCACAAAUGAGUCGGGCUACUACCUGGACAUCAGCCUCUACAAAGAAGUGACUGACCCUAGAUCUGGAAACAUCAUGUUUCACUCCUUUGGCGACAAGCAAGGAAGCCUGCAUGGGAUGCUGAUCAACACGCCCUAUGUCACCAAGGAUCUGCUUCAGGCCAAACGAUUUCAGGCGCAGUCCCUGGGCACCACCUAUGUGUACGACUUCCCGGAAAUGUUCAGGCAGGCUCUGUUUAAACUGUGGGGCUGCCCGGACAAAUACCCCAAAGACAUCCUGACGUACACGGAACUGGUGCUGGACUCGCAAGACCAGCUGGUGGAGAUGAAUCGGCUUCCUGGCAGCAACAAGGUGGGCAUGGUGGCUUUCAAAAUGACGUUCAAGACCCCAGAGUAUCCAGAAGGGCGGGACGUGAUCGUCAUCAGCAAUGACAUCACCUUCCGCAUCGGAUCCUUCGGCGUGCCGGAGGACAUGGUGUACCUGCGGGCGUCAGAGCUGGCCCGGGCACAGGGCAUCCCCAAAAUCUACCUGGCAGCCAACAGUGGGGCUCGAAUUGGCCUGGCAGAUGAAAUCAAACCCAUGUUCCAGGUGGCCUGGGUGGACCCAAAGGACCCGCAGAAAGGAUUUAAAUACCUGUACCUGACUCCCCAAGACUACACCAGAAUCAGCUCCCUGAACUCUGUCCACUGCAAACACAUUGAAGAAGGAGGAGAAUCCAGGUACGUCAUCAUAGACAUCAUUGGGAAAGAGGACGGACUGGGUGUGGAGAACGUCAGGGGCUCGGGCACGAUUGCCAGGGAGUCCUCCUUGGCGUACGAUGAGAUAGUCACCAUCAGCAUGGUGACCUGCCGCUCCCUAGGCAUUGGGGCCUAUCUGGUGAGGCUGGGCCAGCGGGUGAUCCAGGUGGAAAACUCCCACAUCAUCCUCACGGGAGCACGUGCUCUGAACAAGGUCUUGGGAAGAGAGGUCUACACAUCCAACAAUCAGCUAGGUGGUGUGCAGAUCAUGCACUACAACGGCGUCACCCAUGUCACUGUCCCGGACGACUUUGAGGGAGUGUACACCAUCCUGGAGUGGCUGUCCUAUAUGCCAAAGGAUAUUCACAGCCCACUCCCCAUCAUCACACCCACUGACCCUGUUGACCGAGAAGUUGAGUUUUUUCCCUCCAGAGCUCCCUAUGACCCCCGGUGGAUGCUUUCAGGAAGACCUCACCCAACUCUGAAGGGAGCCUGGCAAAGCGGAUUCUUCGACCAGGGCAGUUUCAAGGAAAUCAUGGCACCCUGGGCCCCGACCGUGGUGGUAGGACGAGCCAGGCUGGGGGGCAUUCCUGUGGGCGUGAUUGCCACGGAAACUCGGACCGUGGAGGUGGCGAUCCCUGCUGACCCUGCGAACCUGGAUUCUGAGGCCAAGAUAAUCCAGCAGGCAGGCCAGGUGUGGUUCCCCGACUCAGCCUACAAGACGGCCCAGGCCAUCAAGGACUUCAACCGGGAGAAGCUGCCCCUGAUGAUCUUUGCCAACUGGCGGGGGUUCUCUGGGGGCAUGAAAGACAUGUAUGACCAGGUGCUGAAAUUUGGGUCCUACAUCGUGGACGGCCUCCGGCAGUACAAGCAGCCCAUCCUGAUCUACCUCCCACCCUAUGCAGAGCUCCGUGGGGGGUCUUGGGUGGUCCUGGACACCACCAUCAACCCCCUGUGCAUAGAGAUGUAUGCAGACAAAGAGAGCAGGGGCGGUGUGCUGGAGCCGGAGGGAACGGUGGAGAUUAAGUUCCGAAAGAAGGAGCUGGUAAAGACCCUGAGAAGGAUCGACCCCGCAGCCAAGAAUCUCGUGGAACAGCUUGGGAUGUCCCAACUGUCAGACAAAGAUCGCAAGGACCUGGAGGCCCAGCUGAAGGCCCGCGAGGAGCUGCUCCUCCCCAUCUACCACCAGGUGGCGGUGCAGUUUGCCGAGCUGCACGACACGCCCGGCCGGAUGCUGGAGAAGGGCACCAUCUGUGAUGUGCUGGAGUGGAGGACAUCACGUACCUUCCUGUACUGGCGUCUGCGCCGGCUCCUCCUGGAGGAUCUGGUGAAGCGGGAGAUCCUCCGGGCCAGCGGCGAGCUGAGCCACGAGCACCUGCAGUCCAUGCUGCGCCGCUGGUUCGUGGAGACCGAGGGCGCCGUGAAGGCCUACCUGUGGGACAAUAACCAAGUGGUGGUGCAGUGGCUGGAGCAGCAGUGGCAGGGGGGUGACAGCCAGCACUCGGCCAUUUGGGAGAACAUCAAGUACUUGAAGCGCGAUGCGGUCCUCAAGACCAUCCGCGGUCUGGUCCAGGAAAACCCAGAUGUGGCCAUGGACUGCACCGUGUACCUGAGCCAGCUCAUUAGCCCAGCUGAGCGGGCCCAGGUGGUUCAGCUGCUGUCCACCAUGGACAGCCCGGCCUCCACCUGAGUUGCACCCAGCUGUUCCCAGGUCCACGAGCAAGAGAAGCCACAUGACCCACUGACCCACCACAGACCCCCACCAGAUCUUGGGACUUACUUUAAAACAACAACAACACACUAGUCCUGGGCAACCACUCCACUGUGCGUGGAGCUACUGGUCCCCAGCCAACUCCUUGUCAAUAAAAGACUCAAAGUGCCCCUGUCAAGCAGGAGUCAACUCCCUGCCACUCUGAGAAGUUCUAUUUAUCUCUUCAGACAGUGUUCUAGCUGUACCAGUGAAUCAAACUGAACCAGACCAGCCUGAAAUCCUUGCGCUCUUCAGUGCCUAGUGUAGGGUCCAGGUGGUUGUUAGCUGGUUUUAUGUUAUGUUUUAGAAUCUUUUAUGUUUUAUUCCAAGACCAGCACUUGAUUUAAGCGUGUUGUCUAUUUUAGCAGAACAAACAAGGAAAAACCACAGACCAGACUAGAGAAAACCUAUUUUUGUACGAGGCUAGCUUCAAUACUGCCUAAUCACCUAAAUUGUUUUUAAGAGACUAAGUUGGUAGUUUAUACUCCAAGCGACCCUAGUGAGGCACACAGACCAUCCUAUUGUUGGGUUGUGCCUCUUCCUCACUAGCAAAUUCUCCAUUUGGGAAAGAAAGGAAGCAAAAUGAAGAGAUGCCACAGAGCAGGGCAUUUGCAUGGGUCUCUCAUGGCUCCCAGUGCCUGGCCAGUGUCUGUCCUCUAAGGAGAACAAGGAUCGGCACCCAGCCAGGCUGCACUUGGUGCCUGUAUGAGUUGGGGGUGCAGACAUAGAGGAAGGCUUCCCAGACCUGCAGCCCAGCAGUGGCCCCUGGCUUCCCCUUGGAGGGCCUCCUGAGUCCCUCUCGCUUCCUUACUUAUUGCCUUGGUGGGAUCCAGCACCGAGGGAUGUUGCCAUGGUGACCAGGACUGGACCGUAAAGCCCACAGUGAUGUGCUCAGGGAGGACUUUGCAAUACACCCCCUUUACUUGGUAAUAUACGGUAUCCAAGGCCUCAGACACUUUGGUCCCUCCCAUCUUGUCCAUGAUGGGGUCCUGGGGUGUUGGCACCACCCAGCGAAUGAGGACACUGAUCAUUAUCCCAGACAGAAAGGGACACUGACAAGGCUGCCCAGAGAAGCCUCCACGAGCCAGGAUGCUUGAGGAUGUCCAGUUGCCAGUGGCCGGUGACAGUUCUGGCAAAUGAUGGUGGAGCGAGAGAAAGCUGAAUUCUCCUGUGCCCCACCCAGGGCCUGGGAUGGAUGGAGACUGAUGCUGCUUUGGAAAGGAAGCAUUCCUUUCAGGAAGGUCCUCUUGGCUUUGGAAGAAAAACAAGGCCACAAAGAGUUACUCCCCUGGAAUGGUGGGCAGAAAGCCUGCCAGGAAAUGUGUGGAAUAAACUAUUUUUGAAGGAAGUGCUUUGGUUUUUAAUUCAUUGUGUG
Molecule: messenger RNA, 8752 nt
Organism: Octodon degus (degu)
Lineage: Eukaryota; Metazoa; Chordata; Mammalia; Rodentia; Octodontidae
Gene: Acacb
Product: acetyl-CoA carboxylase beta
Exons: 51
Coding region: 142-7317 (2391 amino acids)
Biological process (GO): fatty acid biosynthetic process
Molecular function (GO): acetyl-CoA carboxylase activity; ATP binding; metal ion binding
Source: RefSeq, a predicted model, not a curated record